AUGAGAAACACGUCAAACCCACUCAAUUCCAACUUGGCCAAAUGCGAUAGCACAGAAACCAUUUCAACUCUUGAAGACUACGAUGAGAAGAAUAAUGAGAAAUACGAUACCACAAUCCACGAAACAACUGCAACUGCGUCAUUCACUGACUUCGGCCUCAACAGCCGUCUCCUUCAGAACAUCAAGGCCGCCCAAUUUGAGCAGCCUUCUCCAGUUCAAGCCCUUGCAAUUCCAAAAAUGCUUCUUGGAAGGGACGUGCUCUGCCAGGCGAAGUCUGGGACUGGGAAGACGGCCGUUUUUGUGGUAGCAACGGUGGAACAGACACUGAGAGACCCAAAGACCAAAACAGUCGUCUGCUGCAACACGCCUGAAAUGGCCGAACAAGUCCACUCUGAGUACACGAGAUUCACUCGUGGAAUGAACAUCAACACAAUUAACCUUAAUUCAAGUACUGAUCAAUAUAUUGAUCAGAAUAUUGAUCAGAAUAUCAGUAUUUUCAUUGGUGAGAUUGACGCCCUCCUGAGGCAUAGGCGAAUCAAUUCAGUCAAAAAUGCCCUUUUUGUCCUUGAUGAAUGCGACCAAAUCAUCAACCAUCGUGGCCUAAGAACCCUUCUCUCUCGCAUCCACCCGAAAUCAGUGAACAUGUUCACGGCCACCCUCACCCAGGCGGCCAAGAGGGCUGCUCUUGCUCUGCUUCGUGAUCCGUACGAGCUGUACGUCCACGACGACACGCAGCUCACUCUCUACGGAUUGAAGCAGUUCUACAGGGAAGUGAAGGAGAGGGAGAAGCUGGAGACCACGCAACGAAUCAUCGAUGGAAGCGAGGCAGCCAAAAUCAUCGUAUUCUGCAACAGGCCUCAAAGUGUGGCGUACUUGGCCACGAUGCUGAGGCACAGGAGGGUUCUGAGUGCAACUGACUGUGAUGGAGACGGAGUCAGGGCGUGGCAGCUGCGACUGUUCAAGGAGAGCAGGACGCAGGCAGUGCUUGCUGCCACUGACGUCAUGGCACGUGGAAUUGACGUCAGAGGGGUGGAAUUGGUGAUCAACUACGAUAUGCCGCACGAUCCAGAAACGUAUUUGCAUAGGGUAGGAAGAGCAGGACGAUUUGAGACUGAAGGAGUUGCAGUGAACUACAUCAGUGGAAUAAAAGACAGAAUGAGAAUGAAGGAGGUUAUGAACAGGUACGAAGUGGAUGUAAAGGUGAUGUAG
Molecule: messenger RNA, 1209 nt
Organism: Enterospora canceri
Lineage: Eukaryota; Fungi; Microsporidia; Enterocytozoonidae
Source: the annotation of a GenBank genome assembly